UGGACUUCAUUCCCUCUGCGCACUUCGAACCGAUCGCUCGUAUCGCUCCCGUUACUCGACAACCGAAACCGAAUUCGAAUUCGAAUCAAACUUAAAGAAGCCGAACCGAAACUCAACAAUCGCGGGACUUCGAUUCCGUUUCAAAUUCCUUUUACGCGCUAAUAUAUUAAACACUCUUAAAGGGCACAUAAAGUUCUUGAAAUUACGACUCUAGCGAUUUGUGUGUUUGUGUUUAAAGAGCAAAGUGUAAACAAUCGGGAAGAAUUGUUCCCACAACUGACGAAAAUGGGUCGCCUUUUCCAAUACAACCGCUUUGGCGCCACGGAUAACAUCAACAAGAACAUCAGCAAAAAGGAUACCCAGCAUAAGAACAAGAUGCUACGCAAUGCCAUCAAAUGUCCUGGUUACUCGGACAUCUAUGGUCACUACAAUACGGAGUCGGCAUUCGAGAAAUGCGAACAAUGGAGCAACAAGCUGCAAUUUCCAAAUGCCGGAGAUAUGGAUAAACAAGAGCCGAUCCAGAGUCGCACUCACAAGGUCUACGACAGCAUGAAGAAUUUUCUGCACCGCAAACUCUUUGCCCAACCCUCGCAAAAGGAACAGAUCUUGAACGAAGAACCCACCAGCGACUAUGAUGAGCAGGACCUUCUCGACUCCUCGUACCAUGCCGACGCGGAAGAAGAGGAGGAGGAACGCGAUGCGGAUUGCAGCUGCAGCUCCACCAGCAGUAGCACCACCAGCAGCAACCCAACCUCGCCCAAACGCUCGCCCCAGAAGUCUCUAUUGUCCCUCAACUGCUGGCAGAGCAGUCAGCCGAGCAGUGACUCCAAUCCUGAAGAGGAGGAGGAGGAAGAUGCUGAGGAAGACUCCGAUGCCGGGAUCUCCGAUUGCUGUCAACUGUUAGCUGAGAAUUCACCCAAUUCCAUUAGCAAACGCCGAAGAGGAGCUCCUCUGUUUACCAGAUACAUCAGCGCCAACCAAAACUCCGAUGAUGAUGAUGAUGAAGAACCAGAGCUGCUGGCGUGUCCUUGGUAUCAGCCAAGGAUCACGGCAAAGGCAGCAAUGGAGCACCUGCAGCAGGCCACACCUGGAAGUUUUCUUCUGCGGCGCAGUACUCCACGACAUUUCGAACUGGUCCUGCGACUGGAGAGGAGCAAAAAAGUCAAGACCUAUCCCGUGCAGUCCACCAGGAAUCAGAUGUACCGCCUGAAGGGUGCCAAGAAGCAGUUCACCAGCCUGAAAGCCCUGAUCACGCACCAUUCCGUGAUGUCCGAACAACUGCCAUUGCCAUUGGAUAUGCCCAGGGAGCGUCAUGUGGCGAAACCUUCAUCAGUGCGCUAUGCAGAUGACUUCGAGCCGUUGGAGUCCCUGCAGCUACUCGGCAUCCUGAAGAGUCUGCAGGCCAAAAGCAUCGAGAUAUAGAAAAUAAUCACUAAGCGGGGUUUCAUGGGGCGGGACAAAUAAUAUCGAACUGCAAAGGGAACGAUAGGUGAAAGUAAUUAAGGAAAUUUGUUUGUUCUAUGGUUAAGUACAUGUGAUAUAGUUUACGGACCUUGCUGGCUGAGCAACCCUCGAAUUUAGUUAAGACUACCAACUAAUUGAAAUAUUUUGUAUCCGAUAAGUAUGGGCUAAGUUUUCUAUUGUGAAAGUGAAAUAUGAAUAAAAAUCAAACAAUGGCAUUCAGCAAAAACGCA
Molecule: messenger RNA, 1694 nt
Organism: Drosophila eugracilis
Lineage: Eukaryota; Metazoa; Arthropoda; Insecta; Diptera; Drosophilidae
Exons: 3
Coding region: 286-1422 (378 amino acids)
Source: RefSeq, a predicted model, not a curated record